GGUCGAAGAUCAACCAGCAUUCAACGAGAAUGAUUGCAUAUGUGCUUCUCAUCGCGGCCGUUGGAUUGUGCCUGCGAUUCAUCGUCUUUCGUUACAAAAUCUAUUGUGCUAUUAGUAAGGAACCGGGACCAUCCCUCUCAUUUCUGUUUGGCAACGCACUGGAAUUGAUACGCUAUGACACUGCCGAAUUGUUUGAUAAGCUGAUGGAAAACUUUCAUCAAUACGGAACAACCGUCCGUAGGGAUCUACUGACUAGAGCCUGGAUAAUAUUUUCCUCACCUAGUGAUAUUGAGCGCAUCAUUUCGUCCAACGAGUACAAUCGCAAGUCAAGCGAAUAUGAUGUUGCACAGGAAUGGCUAGGUAAUGGAAUUCUGCUCGACCAUGGCAACAGCUGGUUCACGAAUCGGCGUGCUCUCACUGGAGCGUUUCAUUUCAAGAUUCUCGAUAGUUAUGUGCCUGUGUUCGAGAAGCAAGCGGAUGUGCUGGUGCGUAAGUUACUGGCCACUGCUGGCCAACCGGUGGAUAUCUUCCCCAUAGCUAAGCUGUACACACUUGACGUCAUCCUCGAGACAUCUAUGGGCGUGCAAUGUGAGGCGCAGAUUAAGGAUUCGGAAUACGUGCGUGCUGUCUCAAAUCUGAGUCAUAUAACAUUCUGGAGAAUGUAUAACCCACUCGGUUAUUCAGAUUGGACCUUUCGCUGGACUAAGCAUUACCCGGUGUACCGAAAGUCGCUACAGAUAAACAAAGAAUUCACCUCGUCGAUCAUCAGGAAAAGGCGAACAAAGUUGCUCGCUACUGCCUCGGACAAUGACAAACCAGAAAAGGGACGACUUUCGCUGUUGGACAUCUUGUUGCGAUCAGAUUUAACUGGUCGCCAGUUCACCGACCAGGAAGUUUACAGUCAAGUGAACAAUUUUAUGUUUGCGGGUCAUGACACUACAUCAAGUGCUAUCACCUUCAUUCUUUAUUGCUGUGCCAAAUAUCCUGAUGUACAACAGAGAGUGUACGAAGAAAUUAUUGCUGAGAUACCAACCGGAAAGCCGAUCGAUCAGCAAUGUAUCAACAACCUCAAGUAUCUCGAGCUCGUGAUCAAGGAAUCAUUGCGCAUGUUUCCUCCGGUUCCAUAUUAUUCCCGCUCGAUCGAUAAAGAAACGACGUUCAACGGUAUCCGAAUGCUGAAGGGCUCAACAAUUACCCUCGGGGUGUAUAUGUUGCAUCACAAUCCUGACUAUUUCCCACAGCCAGAGUUGUUUUUGCCCGAAAGGUUUGAGCAGGCCGAGCCACGUAACCCGUUCUCGUACAUUCCAUUCAGCGCCGGAAGUCGUAACUGCAUUGGUCAGAAAUUUGCUCUCAACGAGCUGAAAACAGUGAUGGCAAAGGUUUUACGUGAAUGUAAGGUGGAGUUACCAGAUCCUAAUUUUGUGCCGAAGUUAAAAAUGGAACUGGUCCUGAAGCCAGUUGACGGCGUGCAUCUGUGCUUUAUUCCGCGUACCGCUGAGUAAAUGGAUCUGGCCUAACGACAUGAAACAAGAAGGGCAAGGAAAAAACGAGCGAAUGGUGUUUCUGUCAAUCACAUUGAGAAAUUCGAAAUAAUAUCACAUUGUGAAUGUAAGUCUGUGCACGGGGUUAGUGAUAUCGAUACAAUAGGCAUUUAGGAACACAAAAAGAUUAACUGGUAAAAAAUCAACUUUACUUCAUGAACUAG
Anopheles darlingi is the source of this 1705-nucleotide messenger RNA. Its product is annotated as cytochrome P450 4d2-like. NCBI's taxonomy places the organism in Eukaryota, Metazoa, Arthropoda, Insecta, Diptera, Culicidae. The transcript has 6 exons. The coding region runs from base 30 to 1502 and encodes 490 amino acids. Gene Ontology annotation, molecular function: oxidoreductase activity, acting on paired donors, with incorporation or reduction of molecular oxygen; heme binding; monooxygenase activity. The record is from RefSeq and is a predicted model, not a curated record.